Messenger RNA from Durio zibethinus, 917 nucleotides. RefSeq names its product embryo-specific protein ATS3B-like. The record is from RefSeq and is a predicted model, not a curated record. NCBI's taxonomy places the organism in Eukaryota, Viridiplantae, Streptophyta, Magnoliopsida, Malvales, Malvaceae. Gene Ontology annotation, molecular function: protein binding.
UCUCCUUCUCUUUGUUUUACGUUCAUAAAUGUGUUCCGUUUUUUUUUUUCUUUGGCUCUUCAUUUUUAUCGAUUGUCCAGCUUUCUUCUUCAUUUUUUCUCGUGCAUGAAGGGGUUUUUUUUUCAAGUGAACAUGAGUAAAGCAGCCUUUGUUUUACUCUAUUUGGGCUUCAUAUUCAUCCUUUGUGAAGCCAAAUCGAUCAGACAGAAGCCUCAAGCUUUUGAGUCCCUCAAUGUCAGUUACGUUCAGAAUUUAGGGAGCUGUUCUUACUCGGUGAUUAUUUCAACGAGCUGUUCCUCUACCAGUUACAAUCGAGAUCAGAUCAGUAUCGCUUUUGGGGAUGCUUAUGGUAAUCAGAUAUAUGCACCGAGGUUGGAUGAUCCAUCCACUGAGACAUUUGAACGAUGUUCUUCGGAUACGUUUGAGAUAAAUGGACCAUGUGCAUAUCAGAUCUGCUAUGUCUAUCUCUAUCGAACUGGACCGGAUGGUUGGAAGCCAGAGACUGUGAAGAUUUAUGGUUAUAAUUCUCAGGCUGUUACUUUUUACUAUGACACCUUCAUUCCAGGCGACAAUUGGUAUGGAUUUAAUUAUUGCAACAAUGCUUCUUCUUCGCAUAGACGGAUUGGCCAGAGAUGGUUCUUAUUUGUGAUUCUAUGGUUUGUUCUCUGUGCAUUCGUUUAAGUAUGUCUUCGCAAAGUCCCUAAAACCUAUAUCAGAAAAGAUUGUAGAGUGUGACAUGAACUAUGCUAUUAAGCUAUAUGUAGAGUGUGACGCCGGUAUUAACAUUGUUUUUCUCUCAAGUAUGCUAUUCAAUGCUAGCUACAAACUCACGCACUGCAAUUCAUGCCGGUUAACAGCACUAGACUGUUGCAUGUUGGUAGUCGAACUGCAUAUCUUUAUGUUUAUUGCAAUUUUGG